Molecule: messenger RNA, 1479 nt
Organism: Penicillium paradoxum
Lineage: Eukaryota; Fungi; Ascomycota; Eurotiomycetes; Eurotiales; Aspergillaceae
Exons: 3
Coding region: 1-1479 (492 amino acids)
Source: RefSeq, a predicted model, not a curated record
AUGGCAUCUAUUGUAUCUUCCAAUGGUGUUACUGCUCCUACCAAGCUUCAACUAGCCCUAGCAUUGGCUGUUGUCAAGCAGAAACCACCAGACACAGACAUUCAAGACUACAUUUUAGAGCUCCGACAGUGCAUCAAAAGAGGCAAGAACUGGAGCGAUGUUAUUGAGACCGAGAAAUUCCUCGACAGCGUCUCCUUCUGGCAACAAGCGUACGAGCGGUCUGAGGCAAGACAGAGCGAACUGCGAGAUCAAAUGCAUGAGCUCAAGCAGCGCAAUGAAGCUCUGCUUAUCAAGUUGCGAGGUCAAGACGGGUCCUUACCAGUGAACAAACGCAAGGCGUCUACCACUGGCAAAGACUCGAAUAGCACAGAUGUCGCCAGGACCCGCGCAAGGCCAUCGAAGACUACACCGAAAACUAUCACAUUGAAAAAGAAUGAUACCGAUGAUCCUGAAGAAGAAGCUUUAUGUCUCAAUAGACAGUUGCAUACCCUCGAAAAAGCCCUUCAAGGGCGACAAACCAGCAGCUCUGUGGCCAACUCGCUGGCUAUAGAUGCAGUGACUCUUUGCAAGUGUGCAGAACAAAAGCUGAUCCAAACCAUUUCGACGGAACAAAAAACCUCUCAAAUUAAACUGGUCAAGACACCGGAUCCAGACGCUGUCAUUAAAGGAGUGGCAGUGACUUUUCAUCUCGUGCACAAAACGUUGCACAAACUGACUAGCAACAAAAAUGGUAUGCAAUACAAAGCCCAGAUCACCUACUACCUGGUCGUUCUAUUCGAAUCAACCAUGACUGCGCUCGCUCUUCAUUGCACUUCAAUAUCCAAACAGGAGUCAAAGACAAGAAAGACAACGACCGAUAAAACCCAAGAGUCUACACAAGGAGACAAAAACGCCAAACAGAAGACGUCAUCCACCAAGAAUGAGGUGGCAUCUCAACUCGCAGAUUUACUCUGCACAAUGGCGCUCUCCCUUGAUCUAACGCGCACCGAAGAUCAAGAUGUAAUGGAGGGGAUCCUCUUCCUUCUCCUCACUCGCAUGGGAAGAAUGCUAGCUCUGCACGUUUUCCAUGAUCUGCGACUGCCAAUGGGUAUCUGUCCCGGGAUGACGUUUCCCGAAGGAUUGGAGGCAAUGACAGACGAGGGUAUCAUGCCGAAUGAGGCAGAAGUUGAAGCCAAAUAUCUCGUCCGACUUCUGGACAGGAUUCUGAAUGUUGAACUCUCUCAAUCAGCAGCCGAGAAACUGAUUGCUCGCAAGCUUAUCGCAGAUGCCAAAGAUCGUCUACAGAAGACGCUUCUUCGGGCGGUUUUCGGAGCUGAUGAAGAUUUGUUUCGGGAAGGCAUGCGGCAUUUGCAGACUCCACCUCCUCAAGUGCCUGAAGAUGAACAGGCGAGAGAGGAGAAGUUUGCGGAUUGGCUUACUCAAGAGGUAUGGCGAAUUGUGGGCUGGGACGUGUUGAGGGCUGCAUUUGGUCCAACCUAG